AUGGGCGCAUGGGGCUUUGCGCAGCCGCGUAUCAACAGUCUCAUGCAGUCUGAAAACCGCAAAAUCCGCUACACUGGUCGUCACCCGUCUGCCUCACCGGCUACCGGUAACAAGUACACCCAUCUUCAGGAACAGGAACAAAAGGACAUGAUGAGCAGAACAUUUGGCGUUCCUAAGACUCAGUUAGAUGGUUUCAAGGUGUAA
Ostertagia ostertagi is the source of this 204-nucleotide messenger RNA. The record is from the annotation of a GenBank genome assembly. NCBI's taxonomy places the organism in Eukaryota, Metazoa, Nematoda, Chromadorea, Rhabditida, Trichostrongylidae.